Messenger RNA from Ramularia collo-cygni, 939 nucleotides. RefSeq lists its product as uncharacterized. The record is from RefSeq and is a predicted model, not a curated record. Gene Ontology annotation, molecular function: hydrolase activity. Bases 1 to 939 code for a protein of 312 amino acids. The transcript is spliced from 2 exons. NCBI's taxonomy places the organism in Eukaryota, Fungi, Ascomycota, Dothideomycetes, Mycosphaerellales, Mycosphaerellaceae.
AUGCAUAGGUUAUUGGCUAUUGCCGACAUUCACCUGUCCUUCAAGACUAACAAGGACGAGUGGGCCAAGCUUGCGCAUAACAAAGAUGAUGGCCUGAUAUUGGCUGGUGACGUCGGCGAGACACUUGACCAUGUAAUUGAAGCUUUCAAGAGAGCUACUCGGCGUUUCAAGCAUGUCUUUUGGGUACCUGGAAAUCACGAGCUAUACACAUCAAAUGGAGCCAAUAUCAGCGAAGAAGAGAAGGCUUUGAGGGGUGAAGCAAAGUACAAGGCUUGCAUCAAGAUCGCCCGCCAUUAUGGUGUACUAACUCCCGAGGACGAUUACAUGACCUGGAAAUAUACGGAUGCGGAGGGUAAAGAGUCAUCGGCGCUGAUAUGUCCUAUAUUCACUCUCUACGACUACAGCUUCCGUCCUGCGCAUGUCUCUCGCGAGGCAGCAUUAGCGUGGGCGCUGGAGGAGGGUAUCCAAGCGACAGACGAGAAUUUACUCCAUCCGGAUCCAUACUCCACUCGUGAUGCAUGGUGCACGCGGCUAGUCUCAGAAGCAGAGGGAAAGCUCAAAAAGGCGGCGGAGACAGGUCUGCCGCUUGUCAUCAUCAACCACUGGCCGCUGAGGGAAGAUUUGGUUUGGAUCCCACGAGUGCCUCGCUUUAGUCUCUGGUGCGGCACUAAAGAGACUCACGAUUGGCACACGCGGUUCAACGCGAAGGUAGUCGUGACUGGGCACCUUCAUGUACGAAGAACCGACUGGAUUGAUGGAGUGCGUUUCGAGGAGGUCAGUCUUGGUUAUCCUCGACAGUGGCAGACCUACAAAGACAACGGAAACGACAUAAAUACGAUGCUGAGGGAGAUCCUUCCUGGACCACCAACUCCAGAGCCGGGAAAGGAGCCCAGGACGGAAAUGAGGCGAUUCGGCCUGGGGCCCACAAGCACUGCAUGA